Messenger RNA from Aspergillus eucalypticola CBS 122712, 643 nucleotides. RefSeq lists its product as uncharacterized. The transcript has 4 exons. Bases 1 to 630 code for a protein of 209 amino acids. The record is from RefSeq and is a predicted model, not a curated record. Lineage: Eukaryota; Fungi; Ascomycota; Eurotiomycetes; Eurotiales; Aspergillaceae.
AUGGACUCUGACUCUGGUGAUGAGCGAAAAGAACAUUCCCGAGCCAUCGCCGCUGCUCCCACUCCUCGUGGGCCCACUAGGGCAGAACUUGAACGGUCAAAAAUUCUUGAUGCCCUCGAAGACGCGGGUAUCGUUGUACCUGCCGGCGUGCUGCCGGUAACCAGACUUUUGACACCAGCCCAGAAGCUCCGCAAGAAAGAGCUGCGUGACGAACUCCACAGAUUAAAGUUGCUGGAGGACGAAUAUCGUGAAGAAUUCAACCGCAAGAAAGAUGAAUGGACUUCCUCGCGCAAGGAGUUGGUUGACCAACUUGCCGCUCAUGAUGAGUCAUACAAGACUGAGAUCGAGCCCGACGAGAAGAGAUCAGCUGAUGUCGAGGAUGCUGGUGUAGUUAUCCCAGAGGGGGUUUUGCCCCCGACAAGGGACCUUACCGAAGAACUUGAGCGAGAACAUAAUGAAGCCCUUCGCAUCAAGACUGAACAAUGGGAUGCCGCCCGCAAAGCUCUGGUGGACGCUUUGAAACUGCAUGACUCUGAACGCCAGGAGGAGUUCGCCCCCGACCACAAGUUAUCAAAGGAGUACGACGAGAAAAUAAAAUCUGCUGUCUCAGAAAUCAAGGGUCUCGUGUAAAAGACUGAUACCG